GCUAAUCAGAGGGGUAGGGCGGGGUUAUGUAAAUCGCGAGGGCUCAGGGAAGAGUCACACGGCCGGAGCGGGACGCGGCGGCGGCGGCAGGCUCUCCUUCCACAACCUCCUCGCGAAGGCCCAAGAUGCAGGCAGACUCCCUUCUGCACAGUGGCUACUUCCACCCGGUGCUACGCUCCUGGCAGUGUACGGCAACCACCUUCAAUGCCUCCAACCUCAUCUACCCCAUUUUUGUCACUGACAGCCCUGAUGCAGUGGAGCCGAUUCCCAGCCUCCCUGGACAAGCCAGGUACGGAGUCAACAAGCUGGAAGGGAUGCUGCGUCCCCUUGUCGAAGACGGUCUGAAGUGUGUGCUCAUCUUUGGGGUGCCCAGCAAGGUCCACAAGGAUGAGAGAGGUUCUGCAGCUGAUGCAGAGGACACACCUGCCAUCCAGGCAAUCAAGAAGAUCCGUUCCACGUUCCCAGAGUUGCUAAUUGCCUGUGAUGUCUGCUUGUGCCCUUACACAUCCCAUGGGCACUGCGGCAUCCUGCGUGAAGACGGCACCAUCCAGAACGAGCUCAGCUGCCAGCGGCUGGCAGAAGUGGCACUGGCCUAUGCCAAAGCAGGCUGCCACAUCGUUGCCCCCUCAGAUAUGAUGGAUGGGCGCAUCGCGGCCAUGAAGGUGGCGCUGAUCUCCAAUGACUUGGGCAACAAGGUCUCGGUGAUGAGCUACAGCGCCAAGUUUGCUUCAUGCUUCUACGGUCCCUUCAGGGAUGCUGCGCUAUCCAAACCCGCCUUUGGAGACAGGCGAUGCUACCAGCUGCCCCCGGGCGCCAGGGGCCUGGCGAUGCGUGCCGUGGACCGGGACGUGCGUGAGGGAGCGGACAUGCUGAUGGUGAAGCCGGGGAUGCCCUACCUGGACCUUGUGAGGGAUGUCAAGGCACGAGGGCCGUGGGCCGCAGGGAGGGGUGUCCUCUCUGCCCGCCGGCUGACCUCCCUCCCCGGGUGCUCCCCUCAGCACCCCACCCACCCGCUGGCCGUCUACCACGUUUCGGGGGAGUUCGCCAUGCUGUGGCACGGGGCCCAGGCCGGGGCCUUCAGCCUGGAGGCUGCCGUCAGGGAGGCGGUGACGGCCUUCAGGCGAGCAGGGGCCGACGCCAUCAUCACGUACUUCGCGCCGCAGCUCCUGCGGUGGCUGAAGGAGGAGGCGGCGGCGGCGGGACGGGCCUGAGGGCGGGGCUUCCGGGGGUUGGGGGCGGGGCUUCCGGGGCGGGGCUUCCGGGGCG
Aquila chrysaetos chrysaetos is the source of this 1266-nucleotide messenger RNA. It is a transcript of the gene ALAD, whose product is annotated as aminolevulinate dehydratase. Gene Ontology annotation, molecular function: porphobilinogen synthase activity; zinc ion binding. The transcript is spliced from 12 exons. Gene Ontology annotation, cellular component: cytosol. The record is from RefSeq and is a predicted model, not a curated record. Bases 126 to 1211 code for a protein of 361 amino acids. Gene Ontology annotation, biological process: heme biosynthetic process. NCBI's taxonomy places the organism in Eukaryota, Metazoa, Chordata, Aves, Accipitriformes, Accipitridae.